Cucurbita pepo subsp. pepo (vegetable marrow) is the source of this 1076-nucleotide messenger RNA. Its product is annotated as ATP-dependent Clp protease proteolytic subunit 2, mitochondrial. The record is from RefSeq and is a predicted model, not a curated record. Gene Ontology annotation, biological process: protein quality control for misfolded or incompletely synthesized proteins. Lineage: Eukaryota; Viridiplantae; Streptophyta; Magnoliopsida; Cucurbitales; Cucurbitaceae. Gene Ontology annotation, molecular function: serine-type endopeptidase activity; ATPase binding; ATP-dependent peptidase activity. Gene Ontology annotation, cellular component: endopeptidase Clp complex.
AAGAAACUCUCAAAUCUGGAGGUGGAAGUUUGAAGCAGAUAAACCCUCGAUUACAAUCCCAACAAUCGAACCAGUUCGCCAUGAUUUGGAGGAGUUUAGCUUCCACCUCUAACCUCCUUGCUAAAUCCUUCGGUUCGGCGAAUGGAGCGACGGCGACGAGGGAUUUUCGGCGCGCUUACAGCUUGAUUCCGAUGGUCAUUGAACACACAUCAAGAGGAGAAAGAGCCUACGAUAUCUUCUCUCGUCUUCUCAAGGAGCGGAUAAUUUGCAUCAAUGGUCCAAUUUCUGAUGAUACUUCUCAUGUUGUCGUUGCUCAGCUUCUCUUUCUUGAGUCUGAGAACCCCUCGAAGCCCAUCAAUAUGUACCUCAACUCCCCCGGCGGCGCCGUCACUGCUGGGCUUGCUAUAUAUGAUACUAUGCAGUAUAUAAGGUCGCCCAUCAACACCAUCUGUUUGGGUCAGGCUGCCUCGAUGGCUUCUCUUCUUCUAGCUGCUGGUGCCAAGGGUGAGAGACGAUCGCUUCCUAAUGCAACUAUCAUGGUUCACCAGCCUUCUGGUGGAUAUAGUGGGCAAGCGAAGGAUAUGUCAAUUCACACGAAACAGAUUGUUCGGGUUUGGGAUGCACUAAAUGAGCUGUACUCCAAGCAUACGUCACAGUCAGUAGAGAUUAUUCAAAAGUAUAUGGACAGGGAUUAUUUUAUGACCCCAGAAGAGGCCAAGGAGUUUGGCAUAAUCGAUGAGGUGAUUGAUCAAAGGCCAAUAGCCCUGGUGACCGAUGCAGUUGGUAAUGAAGGCAAAGAUAAAGGCUCGAGUUAAGAAUUCGAGGUAGGAUCUUGAUGUAAAAGCAUGACACUUUCAAGUUCCUUACUGACUUUUGAUAGAUUUAUCCGAAAGUUAAUUUUAUCUUCCUGGAUCUGAUGGGAAUAAUUAUUUUUUCCUAGCUAAAUGUCCCUUUGGCUGUUUGGACCUGUAUUGUUAUUUUGUGUAUCCAGCAUUGAUAUGUGUAUUGACAGCUUUUAUUAACACUAAAUAGAGAAAAGCUUGAAAUUUAAUAAAAUUUCAGAAUUUGCUCGUAUA